GGACUCUUGAUAUCGACUGCAAACCGGACUGCCUCCAACUCCAGCUUCUGGCAAACACACGCGGCGCUACAUGGUCUCCUGAAUAUUACUGGAUACCGAGCCGCGAACACAUGCGACGUCAGCUAUCCAUCAGCAUACAGCAGCACCUUCGAAGACCACUCCAACUCCCCCGCCUCCCCUCCCCCACGAAGGACGAGCCACCACCUUUGUUAUAGAAACCCCAGAGCAGACCGCUUUAGCUCGAGGAUUAUCAGAUACUCUCUGCAUUGGCGACAAUGAAUCGAUACGGCAGAGGCCCAACUAUUGGCGGGCCGUCCAAAGCGACUGCUUCUACCACUUGCCAGAAGUGUCUUAAGAAAGGGCAUUACAGCUACGAAUGUAAAACCGUUAUUCAAGAGCGACCCUAUGUUUCCCGACCCUCGAGAACUCAGCAGCUAUUGAAUCCUAAGCUUGCUCCCAAGUUGACAAGUGAUGUUCCACAAGACCUUUUGAGAAAGAAAGGUGUUGCAGAUGAACAACUUGCAAGACUAGAGCAGGAAAGGGGUCGAAAGCGUGACCGGCAGAGUGAGGAUCCGGAAAUCAGGGGUGCUUCUAAGAGGAUGCGGUCAACUUCAACAACAUCAUCAGUUUCCGUCUCGACUAUAUCCACGAGUAUAUCACGUUCGCCAUCCCCUCGACCGUCUGUCAGGAAUUCCACUGCCGACAAGGCCUAUUCCGCAAACCGGUCACACUCACCUCCUACCCGAGUUACUGGUCACAGACGGAGGCCUUCUGCAAGUACGUCACGAUCACCUCCACCACGGCAGCAUCUCAGAGACUCUGAGAGAAAACGGAGGAGGGAUUCUUAUUCUUCUGUUGACUCGUACACCUCCGAGGAUGGAAGAAGCAAUACGUGGAAUUCAAGAGAGAGGCCGAGAAGUCGAAGUACCCAAGGAAAGUCCAGACAAGUUAGCCCGCCCGCACGAGGUAGAAGAGCCGAUAGUAGAAGCCCUCAUAGAGGCAGGAGAAGACUGUCAAAUGAUCGUCGACGCCUGACUGAUCGGGAGAAGCCCCAUUUUAGCAAUGACGGACCCCCUCCACGCAACGAGCUUAAGGAAAACAGAGACCCUCCACGAGAGAGAAGCUUGAGUCCUUUCAGCAAGAGGCUGGCUUUGACACAGGCAAUGAAUAUGGGCAGAUGAUGUAUUGGAUAUAGCUACCAGUAGAGGCUUAGGCCCUGUUGGUAUCAAGGUUUACUGGACGCGAUGUCCAUAGGAUCAACGGAGCAGGUAGCGAUUUGCUAGUAUGAUGAAGACUGAAGCCUUUCUGAGAUGGAAGGUAGCCUUACAUAGGCAAGAAAUCUUGGUUUGUGAGGUAGCGGAUUACAGUUGUAUAAUAAGCAGGAUUAUAUUCCCUUGGCUGGCUAGGCAGAAUUAUGUAUCCUCAAUGGAACGCCAGACUCCCAAUGCUACCCUAUUCCGUGGCACGCC
Molecule: messenger RNA, 1469 nt
Organism: Amorphotheca resinae ATCC 22711
Lineage: Eukaryota; Fungi; Ascomycota; Leotiomycetes; Helotiales; Amorphothecaceae
Exons: 3
Coding region: 276-1181 (301 amino acids)
Source: RefSeq, a predicted model, not a curated record